Messenger RNA from Trichoderma asperellum CBS 433.97, 923 nucleotides. RefSeq lists its product as uncharacterized. The record is from RefSeq and is a predicted model, not a curated record. Lineage: Eukaryota; Fungi; Ascomycota; Sordariomycetes; Hypocreales; Hypocreaceae.
CAAUCUUAGAUCCCAACUCCUUAGUCAAAAUGGUAUUCCAGUAUAAGCGCGUUCUCCUCGUAGGUGCAACUGCUGGCAUUGGCGCAGCCAUGGCAGACAAGCUCAUUGAGGAAGGCGCCAAAGUCAUCGCCGUUGGUCGCCGCCAAGAACGUCUCGACGCUUUCGUUGCCAAGCACGGCCCGGAGCGUGCCAGCGGCAUCAGAUAUGAUGUUACUGACCGGACUGGCCUUGAUGCUUUCGUGAGCAAGGUUGUCGAAACAUAUCCCGACUUGGACUGCGUCUUCCUCAACUCGGGAACCCAGACCGCAGUCAGGCUUACUCGACCUACUGAAAUCGACAUUGAUGCUUUCCACCGCGAAUUUGAAGUCAACUAUACUUCCAUUGUCAACCUCACUCUCAAGUUUCUGCCGUACCUUGAGAAGAAAGACUCUCCCACCAGCUUAAUUGUUACGGGAACAUUUUUGUCUCUCGUCCCCGCAUUUGUGCUGCCAGCGUACAGCGCAUCCAAGGCCGCCCUUCGAUCCUUUUUUGAAUGUCUUAGGAGACAACAUCAAGAUUUCUCAAAGAUCAAAUUUAUCGAAAUUUUGCCUCCUGUAGUGCAAACUGAACUCCACGAUUACAUGGGCAUUGAGCGCGGCCGUGCUCUGGGCAUGCCGCUUGCAGACUUCACCGAGCGAGCAUACGCUGCGCUUGCCUCGGGUAAGGAGGAAAUCAUCAUCGGCAAUCUUCAGGGCGCUACCCCGGAAGAUAUCGAGUUGUUCUUGGAAAAGAGGAAAUUGCUGUUUGAUAGCUUGUCGAAUUCAUUGGCCCUCCACUUUCAACCAUGAGUACAAUCGACAUUGAGACUGAAUCCAUAGACAUAAAACGGAAGAGUGCUAUUUAGAUGACCCUCUUUACCUACGUAGCAUGUACGCUCAAUACGG